AUGCCGCGUCCAAAGUCCGUCCGCGCGCCCACCACCGCCAGUCUCCCAAGCAACUUACGUAUCCCUUCAACCACUCCUUCGCUGGUAAAGCAGCUAGGAAAACUGCCCCGCCAAUCGCUGCUAGACCUCGUCUUCCAAUGGCUUGACGACCGUAACGUCGAUAAUUUCCCUCCGUUCUUGGAAGCAGACGAGGCCAAAAACCCAGACGAUGAAGGACUACGGCCGUACCCGGCUGAGCGCACCCUCAACGACGUCCGCAACGCCUACCAAGAGCUUCAAUUUCGGAAAGGCGGAAAACGGGAAGUCAUUGACCGCAUACUGGAUGGAGACUGGAGACACGGAAUUACGCUGCGACAGAUUGCAAUGAUCGAUCUUCGAUACCUGGAUGACCACCCGGCAAGUUUGCGAUGGACGGCGCUGGAGCUUACGCGCAUCGGCAUCUCAAGCACAGAAGCUGAAGAGAGCAAUCUAGCCGACAUCUCAGCGUGCAUUCCGCGAGUUCAUGCCUCAAAUUUCCUCAAUAAGCUUCAAGAACAGAUUUCACCGCUAGUCAAAGCGCACUUCUACCUUGCCCGCUCUACAACACACCCGCUCACUUUCCUCCGCAUCUUCGUCACGCACUCCCCGUACCAGAACCCACGCCAGGCUCCGGACAAUCUUGUUGACUCAUCGCGGGUCAUGUACGUCGCGUUUCCAGACAGCUGCCCUUAUGUCUAUACCUCUCUCGCUUCUACAACGGGCUCAAAACCAACCCCUGGCGCCGCGAUCGCAACGGACCCCCGAAGUCUCCAGCGCAUCGUGCGCGAUGCCGUUCCGAAAGCUCUAUCGCUUCCCCACCAACGCUAUGUUUUCAAAUCCACAUCUCUCACAGCAAAGAACCUUCAGGCUCUCCUUUCGCUCCGGGGACCGGGCCGUUCCAACAAAGCCAGUGGCGCUUUCAGCAUCUUCGCUGACGCUGUAUUGGAGGGAAGUCCGCUAGACCCACGUCCAUCCAACACUGUAUUACCAGAAGAACACCAAAAGCAAACAGCAUGCUCCCAGCUCGGUCACGGGAAAGAAAACAAGUUCACAGACACCAACAACGACAACGACAGCGACAAGAAAACUGAGGCACUAAGUUCUCAGCCUCAGAUCCUUUCCCGCCGAACCCGAGAUCCAGAAACAGACCAACGCACAUCCAAGAAACGCAAACUCACUGUGCAAUCCCGCUUCGGGACAUCCGGGACCACUCUAUCCUCUGCGCCUCUCGACCGUCUCGACGCCCGCCUUCUUGAUCCACCAAGCGGUACCCAAGAUGCGGUGGAGGAACGGACCGAUUCUGCCGGCCCUACGCUGUCACUCACGUUCACCGGAACGGACGUCAUAUCGGGUAUCCGCAAGCUAGCGGAACUUGGCAUUGUGGACGCCGAGCGCAUGCCAUCUUGGAUGACGGGAGAAGAAGGCGUCAGUAUGGCUGUGGUGAGGAACGGACGGGUGGUCAAUGAUGAUGGAUGA
Molecule: messenger RNA, 1494 nt
Organism: Aspergillus nidulans FGSC A4
Lineage: Eukaryota; Fungi; Ascomycota; Eurotiomycetes; Eurotiales; Aspergillaceae
Product: CENP-N/CHL4 family protein
Exons: 1
Coding region: 1-1494 (497 amino acids)
Biological process (GO): CENP-A containing chromatin assembly; chromosome segregation
Source: RefSeq, a predicted model, not a curated record